Molecule: messenger RNA, 129 nt
Organism: Nomascus leucogenys (northern white-cheeked gibbon)
Lineage: Eukaryota; Metazoa; Chordata; Mammalia; Primates; Hylobatidae
Product: putative keratin-associated protein 20-4
Source: RefSeq, a predicted model, not a curated record
AUGUCCUACUACAGCCAUCUUUCUGGUGGCCUGGGCUGUGGUGUGGCUGUGACUAUGGGAAGGACUGUGGCUGUGGCUGAGUAUGACAGGUGCAGACAUGGCUGCCACUCAUCUUACUCUGCCAGGUAA